UCCCACGGUUGCACGCAGUUUCCUCCGGCUUUCUCCACCUCCGGAUACACAGUACCUGAUCUGGGGUCCGAAAGCGUGCAGCCGGGCAGGAUGGGCAGGAGAGCAGAGCCGCGGGGUCUGCAGAGCGAGUGAAGAGCUGUGAGCAGGUCCCGGUGUGCCACGCGGAGCCACGCAGGUGGGCGCGCAGACCCGGCGUCCGACCGCGCGGACGGCAGAGCCCCCGCCUGAGAGCGCGUCGCCUGGCCACUGCUGCCGCGUCGCCUUCUCCCGCGAGGUCGCUAGCGCUGGGCCCGAACUUCCCCCAACGGCACCCAGAGCCCGGCGUCCUCUCCAAUGUUUCAGAAGUCACGCCCGGCGCUGCUGCAGCCUCAAGAUGUCGGAGACAGGGUGGAGACGCUUAUGUUGCAUCCGGUGAUCAAGGCUUUCCUGUGUGGCUCCAUCAGUGGGACCUGCUCCACCCUCCUUUUCCAACCCCUGGAUCUCCUCAAAACGCGUCUGCAGACUCUUCAGCCCUCAGCCCAUGGAUCCGGACGCAUUGGGAUGCUCGCUCUGCUCUUGAAGGUGGUUCGCACGGAGAGUAUUCUGGGCCUUUGGAAAGGGAUGUCCCCUUCUAUUGUGAGGUGUGUCCCUGGCAUUGGCAUCUAUUUUGGCACUCUCUACUCCUUGAAGCAGUACUUCCUGCGAGGCCACCCCCCCACGGCCCUGGAGUCGGUCAUCCUGGGAGUGGGCUCUCGCUCGGUUGCAGGGGUCUGCAUGUCACCCAUCACUGUGAUCAAGACACGUUACGAGAGCGGGAGGUACGGCUAUGAGAGCAUCUAUGCAGCCCUGAGGAGCAUCUAUCGCAGUGAGGGGCGCCGGGGACUCUUCAGCGGCCUGACGGCAACACUCCUUCGUGACGCACCCUUUUCUGGAAUCUACCUGAUGUUCUACAACCAGACCAAAAACAUCAUGACCCAUGACCAGUUGGAUGCAGUCCUUAUUCCUGCUGUAAAUUUCAGCUGUGGGAUCUUUGCUGGCAUUCUGGCCUCCCUGGUGACUCAGCCUGCUGAUGUUAUCAAAACUCAUAUGCAGCUCUCCCCAAUGAAGUUUCGGUGGAUUGGCCAGGCAGUGACACUCAUUUUGAAAGAUUAUGGGCUGCGUGGCUUCUUCCAAGGCGGCGUCCCCCGGGCCCUCCGCAGAGCUCUGAUGGCAGCCAUGGCGUGGACCGUGUAUGAAGAAAUGAUGGCCCAGAUGGGCCUGAAGUCCUGACCAAGGGGGACUGGGAAAAGACGGGCUCUGUUGCCCUGUUGACCUCCCUGGCUCUUGCCAAGGGCUGCUUUGUCUCACUGUCCUGGAGUUAAGAUGAAAGCCAGGCAGAUGUGUCCCCUUCCAUUACCCAGUUGGAAUAGAGAAUAGAUGGGCCUGACUCAAGCCUUCAGAAUCUCCCCAAAGAGGAGUUACUGAUGCCUACAGCACACGGGGAGUUAGAAGAAGGGCUUGCACAUCCUGCCAGACUACUUGAAAAGGCAUUUCUGGAAAGAGCUCUGUCAGGUGCUUCCGCCACCCACCGACGCUAGGCUGCCUGUUUGGAUCUGUUCUUGGGCAAGGCAUUGCACAGCCAGAGUUGCUGUGGCUGAAGAGCUCCAUCGGGGGAAGCCAGGUCCACGGAGAGAGGGGUUCUUGUCACCAGGCUGUAGUCUGUGUCUGGGAUGCUGGUAGGACGAGGAAGAAAAGAUGUCAUUACUUAAUUGGCUACUAAUCCCCUUCUCAGAGGCCCUGAAGAAGUGGGGAGAGUGGCUUCUUAGCCUGUAAGUGUCCAGAUAACUAAUUUUGGUUUUGGCCUCUGCACUGUUUCAAUUCCAAAUU
This is a messenger RNA of Neomonachus schauinslandi (Hawaiian monk seal), 1845 nucleotides long. RefSeq names its product solute carrier family 25 member 38 (gene SLC25A38). Gene Ontology annotation, cellular component: mitochondrial inner membrane; mitochondrion. The record is from RefSeq and is a predicted model, not a curated record. The transcript has 7 exons. Gene Ontology annotation, biological process: glycine import into mitochondrion. Gene Ontology annotation, molecular function: glycine transmembrane transporter activity. The coding region runs from base 334 to 1248 and encodes 304 amino acids. NCBI's taxonomy places the organism in Eukaryota, Metazoa, Chordata, Mammalia, Carnivora, Phocidae.